Messenger RNA from Rhipicephalus microplus (southern cattle tick), 2343 nucleotides. RefSeq names its product spartin. Lineage: Eukaryota; Metazoa; Arthropoda; Arachnida; Ixodida; Ixodidae. Gene Ontology annotation, cellular component: plasma membrane. Gene Ontology annotation, biological process: cell division; negative regulation of BMP signaling pathway. The record is from RefSeq and is a predicted model, not a curated record.
GCCACGUUCGAAGUCGAGGGCGGCGAGGGCGGCUGUUCGACGUGAGAUGACGCGCAUUUGCUGGCCGCGUGGCGCGCGAUCAGCUGAAAAGCCUCUGAUUUGGCCCUGUGCCACCCGGCCUUGCGUUAGUGGGGCUAUCUGAUAUAAUCUACUUUCUAAGUAGCGUGUAUAUAUAGCAACGUGUGCCGGUUACCCGCACACCAAGUGAGACCGCGUUCCCUGGUGAGACGGUGUGUUCCCUGGAAAAUAGGCCGUGCGAAGCCAUGGCAGAGCAGAACCCGGCGGCCACGAGUAAUAUCGACGGCAUUAUGCAAACCAUCGAGACCAACCACGAUGAGGCCUUCCUGUACGUGUCUCAGGGACUCAGCUACGAAGAAAAAGGCGAAAACGCCCUCGCGACCGAGAUGUACUACAAGGCGCUCGAAAAGUUAGCCAACGGCUUAAGCCCCUACGUCGACCACCCGAGUUGCAAGGGUCCGCAGUGGGUCAAGGCACGCAGCAUGCAGCGAAAGAUGCGACACAUUAAGGACGAGGUUGAGUUUCGGCUUAUCGCCAUCGAAGCAGCCGGCGGAGCGCCUCUGUAUGCCGACAGGCCACCCACAUACGACGAGGCGACCAGCGCGAAUACUGCCCACCCACCGAGGAGAGAAGCGGAAGAGCUAUUCUGUAUCGAGUCUGGUGUUCAGAUCUUCUAUGUCUCUGCUGGAGGAGGGGUUGAGGCACCACCUGAGCCAACCGAUCUCCAUGUAUACCGUUUGCCGGGCAGACAGGACGCCAUGUUUCCUGAUGAGAAAGCCCCACUGCCAUGGCUACAAGUGGGCUCAUGGAUUUACCCCUUGGUACCCAAACAGUCCCCGGCCUUGAAGUCGGGCUUUGGAGCCUACCUCUUUCCCAAUAUAGAUGCACCCCUGAAAGAAUCGAGUGCAUCUGUAGGAGUCCUGCUUCCUGCCGACCUGCCUGCCGAGAUGAUCUCGCUUUUUGAGUCUCUCAUGGAAGAGCUUACUGCCAUGAAGAUAGAAGUCCUUGAUGACUCAUGCUUCACAAAGUGUGACCCAGAAUCUUUCUUGAGCCGGUUUCGUCGGUCUACUUCUUUCAGCCAGCAGGUUUCCGACACCAUUGUAGCAGGCUCAGAGGCCUUGUCCAAGGGCUUGACCAAGGGUGCCAUGGUGACUGGUGAAGCUCUCAAAAUGGGCACAGCACGACUCAAGGAGUACCUCAAGCCUGACCCCCAGCCGUUGGCAGUGGACCCCAGAGUGAAGCAGGGGCUUGAGAUCCUGCGUACUGUCACAGGCUCUGCUCGCAAUGUCACUGAGCUUGUUGCCAACAAGGUGGGCGAGCUGACGGUGAAGGUGGCGAAAAUGGUGGCCUCAAAUGUGUCCUGUGAAAACUGCGUCGCUGGUCCACCGGAUCUGCCUUCCUCGAGCAGGGACAAAGUGCAGAGCGCACUCACCAUUGCCAAGGGUGGCAUAGUAGGUUUGUCAACUGUGUAUGUUGGCUUGGAAAAUGCAGCAAAGAUUUUGGCUACCAGCCUUGCCAAUGAGACUGUUGAGGUCGUUGGCCACAAGUAUGGAACAGAUGCAGCACAAGUGGUGGACAAUGCCAUGAACUCUGUCACCAAUGUCACCAUGGCCACUUAUGCUUUCCGUGGUAUAGGGUUGAAACCGAUCGCAAAACGCACUGCAAAAGAAACUGGAAAGGCGAUUCUUCAGGAAUAUGUGAGCAGCCUUGAAGCACAAGGAAACUUUAGGGAAAGUGCAGCUUUACGCAAAAACCUAGAAAUGCAAAAGUCUUAAAAAAUCUUCUACUUUUACACCUUUUGUGUCGCAUCUGCUAAAAUGGGAAAGGUGAACUUUAAGAAAAACUAAAGCAACAUUUUUUUUUCUUUAGUUGGCCUGAAGAGCAACUGUUAUAAUUCACCCUGCAAGUUUUGUUGUCUUAAGAGUCUCGUGGAGUGCCAAUGCAGUGUGUAUGAAUGACGUUGCACUGUUUUGAUUUUGCCUGGCAAAACUUUAAUGCCUUACACACUCUGUGAUGUGCCUUUUAGUCAUAUCUUUGUUGCUUCACUUCUGCCCUUCAGCUGAAACAGAAGGCAGCUGGGAACGCACAAGAUGUUUCGGAGGAUUCCCUAUCGGACCUUUGAAACCUCAACCACUGGGUAAACUCACAACUGGGUAAACUGGUGCUUUCAUAAAAAGUCAUGUGCUUAAAAUAUGGAGUGAUAUGUGUAUACUGUAUAUGACAAAUACGAAUGUAUGAGACAAUCAAUGUGACAGUGCGGGCUGUUUUAGAGAUGUAUUUUUUUGAAAAAUAAAUAAAUGAAUAAAUGCUAUUCCAAAGUGGUCA